Molecule: messenger RNA, 2515 nt
Organism: Planococcus citri (citrus mealybug)
Lineage: Eukaryota; Metazoa; Arthropoda; Insecta; Hemiptera; Pseudococcidae
Exons: 11
Coding region: 226-2307 (693 amino acids)
Biological process (GO): mitochondrial DNA replication
Cellular component (GO): mitochondrion
Molecular function (GO): single-stranded DNA exodeoxyribonuclease activity
Source: RefSeq, a predicted model, not a curated record
UCCCUUUCAAAAUUCAAAAUCAAUCGUGCAUCGAAAAUCGAAACAUGACUUCAUCUUCAGAAUUCGGAUUGCGCGUAAAUUUUCUGAAUCUGUUGCGCGUGAUUAAUUAUUUGAUUUUCUAAUUAUUGUAAAUUUGUGAUCGCCGGUUUGAAAUUGAUUAUAUGAAACUUCAACUUGUGAAUGCGCUAGAGUUUUGAUCAACAUUAGAAAUAGGAACUUUGAAAAAUGAUGAAACCGUUUUUAAAAUUGAGGAAUACCAUCCUCGUUUUCUCUCGUUUGAAGAGUAAACUAUCCAGUGGUCAACGGGAUAAAGAAGUUCUAAAAAGACUGAACCAUGAAAGUGAUUUAUUAUUCGGAGAGCCGUUGAAAAAAGAACGCAGGAAAUCUCGAAAAAAUGUGAAAAUUGAAUCAACCGAAGACCCAGAUGAGUGCUUUUAUUACGACGAUUCUACCCACCGAAUUUUAGUUUCCAACGAUGCUUCGGCGAGUAAUGUAAAAAUCAAUGAUACUCCUGUUCAAACUGCUGCGGAAGUUGAUCCGUUGCCGGUUACCAAUGAAACUAUUUCUCUUGAGAAAUCUCCUGAAAGUGAUAAAUUGCUCAAACCUGCAGUCGGUGGAUCUGUGUUGCUUUUCCCUCUGUUCAACGAGGAAAAAAAAGAUUAUGUUCCAACUCAGACUUAUUACAUUAAUCCUGUGGUGAAGAAUUCUUUUCGCGCAUUUCCCACCGUAACAACUAUUCUCACGGAAACCAUGUCUCAGAAAUCCAAAUUUCACUUAGAUCAAUGGAAAACUAAUCAAGUUGAAGAACUAGGACAGGAUAAAUUCGACGAACAACAAAAAAGACAACUUCAAUCUAGAAAUGUUUUGAUGAAAUUGAUUAAAAAACGAUUACUCGGGGUACGAACUGAAGAUCUUGACAUUGCGCCAGAAUUUCAAGGAUGCUGGCGAAGCUUGGACAGCGUAUUUCCUUUAUUUUCAAAUUUGAAAACUAUGGAAAAAAUGGUCGUGCAUCCGGAAUUGAAAUAUAAAGGCAUGAUCGACACUAUAAUCGAGUUCAAGAAUAAACCAGUAUUAGUUUGCUGGAAGAAAUCGAAUAAAAUGAAAUCAUCUAUAAAUAUGACUUUUGAUGCGCCUGUUCAAAUUGCGGCGUAUAUUGGUGCAUUAAAUUACGAUGAUAGUUACCCUUUUAAAGUAGAAGAAAGUUUACUCGUGAUGUCAUACGAAGACGGCAGCAAAGCUGAUGUAUUUCAUUUGAAGAAAGAAAAUUGUUUUAAUUACUGGAAAAUGUGGUUAGAAAGAUUACAUUUGUAUCAGUCAUUGCAUAGAGAAUCAGAUGCUGUGAAUCAAACGCUCAUGAAAUCUGAAGUCAAUACUACUAAAAUAGGAGAAACAGCGUCCUCCUCAUCAACGGGUUCCAAUAUUUCCGUGAAUGCGAAUCAAAUUUCAGAGAAACCUGAAACCACGACGUCCAAAAUUGAAUAUUCAGCGCCAUCUCCGUCUACUGGUUUCAAUACGCCGGCGUACACAACAUUCGCUGAAAUUCCUACAAAAAGCUCCAAAAUAAAUGAAGAGCCUCAAUUGAUAUUUCCUCUGUAUAACAACGUUAAAAAGGAGUAUAUUUCCGGUCAUCCGUACGAAAUAAAUCCAGUAAAACAAGACAUCCAUAGUUAUUAUCCUUCAGUUACCACGAUUCUAAGCGAAUCAAAAUCAGAUACAGCAAAAUUUGUAUUAGAUAGAUGGAGGAAUAAUUUGAUAGCACAAAUGGGACAGGAAGGAUUUGAUACGUACCAAAAAAAUUUGUUGGAAACUGGAACAUUACUGCAUAGUUUAAUUCAAAAACGCCUCCUUGGCACAGCUGAGAAAGAAUUGUCCAUUACACCAGCAUUGGAAGGCUGUUGGAAAAGUUUACAUGCGGUUUUCCCUUUAUUUUCAGAUAUUAAAGUUACAGAGUCGAAUGUAGUUCAUGAAGAGUUGAAAUACAAAGGAAUUAUAGACUGUGUUGCCGAAUUUAGGGGUAAACCAAUGUUAAUAGACUGGAAAAAAAGUGACAAAGUGAAAGAAUCGAUUGACAGUACGUAUGACGCACCUUUGCAAAUCGCGGCUUAUAUCGGAGCUACUAAUUACGAUAGUCUUUAUCCAUUCAAGAUUGAAGAAGGUUUACUAAUUUUUUCCUACACUGACGGUACUAAAGCAGAUAUAUUCCAUUUGAAUAAAGACAGUUGUCUGAAAUAUUGGAAUUUAUGGCUACAAAGACUGAAUAAAUAUCGAUCUAUGAUGAAAGCUAAUGAUUUAAGAAUCGAAUAUUAAAUGCGAGUUUACGUUACAGCGCAGGUUAAAACAUUAUAUUGCAUGUUCCUUCAGUGAAAUUAUUUAUUACGUAUGUUGUUUUGUUACUUAAUUAUUAGUUGUUUUUGUUACUGUAUAUUUUCUUCUUUUUUAUUGAACUAAUAUUAUGAAUUUUCAGUGAAUAGCUUUUUUCUUAGAAUAAUUUAUAUAAACAUGUCUUUCACUAUGA